AUGCAAAAGCGGCGUAAGAAUAAUGGUAAAAAAACUGUGAAUGAGGAGUUUGAUAAAAAGAUGAGUGAAGUUUAUUGUGUCUGUCGUUCUUCAGACGCUGAACGAUUCAUGAUAGCAUGUGACCAAUGCGAAGAAUGGUAUCACGGAGAUUGCAUUAAUGUCACUCCUAAGCAAGCAGAGCAAAUAAAAACUUUUUACUGUCCUCAAUGUCGAUGUAGGAAUCCGUCUCUGGAGAUCGAAUAUAAAAACACCAGAUAUCAGAGACCGAAACAAAAUCGUCCGAGUUUAAGUCCUAAUAACGAUGUCAGUACGUUUCCGGACCAACUUCCAUCAGGUAAACAGUUCAAGGGAAAACGAAGACCAGAUCCUUCCGUCAGUAAAUCAGAAACUGGUACUCGUACUACUCCAAUCGACCACACAUUACAUUUACCGCCUAGAAAUAUGCGCAAAUUCAAUUCUCCUGGUCCCGACACGUCUCCUAAAUCACCCAAUGCCUCAGAUUCCAGUACUUCAGCUGUGUAUAAUCGCGCAUACUGGGGACGAGAAGAGCAGUCUGGAUUUGGAGAAGAUCAAAAAUUAUCUAGUACAUUUGUCUCCAGAAAGCGGUCUGGAUCCCCUCGUUUACGCCCUUGCGGUAAUUGUACAGGCUGCAGCAUACAAGAAGAUUGCGGAAAAUGUGAAUAUUGUAGGGACAGAAGAAAAUUCGGCGGCCCCAACAAAAUGCGUCAAAAAUGUAGGUUAAGACAAUGUGCUGGAAUGAACGCUUCCCGUAGCAGGAAUCCUUCUAAUUCUUCUCAAGGUGUUGGUUCUCGACGCCGCAAACAACCACCGAUACAGUCUACACCCAUGGAUGCACCACCAUCCCAUAUGCAGUCGUAUGCGGACUUCGAUGAUGAACAGUUCGAAGUGCCGUUAGAUUUUUCCCCACGACCAUAUUCUGAUAAUAUUACACAGUCGUUCCUGUCUCAUCACCCUGCAAGUUCAGCUCCAUUGGGCAGCAAAAUGCGUAGAGGUGACCACCGUAUUCCAGCCACUAAUGAAAUUGACGGAAUUACUCAUCGGCUUUUUGGACGAUUCAGUCACGAUGGUCUCCAACCACAUUCUCGUAGUAAAGGACCCAUGCCAAAUAUUUAUCCCAUCAACACUGAUGAACCUAUAGAUUUUGUGGACAACGAUUCGGAUGAUGACAUUGUGCUUCCAGAAAUGGCACAUUGUGCAGGUCCUGCUUGCAUGCUGGCGGCUAUUCCUGGUGAGAAAUACUGUUCAGAAUCCUGCAAACUGAAACAUACCAAUUCUCGCUGCUCUGUUCGUUCGGCUGUUUCUAAUCUCCGUCCUGCAAUAACUACUAUUUCACCCCGUGAAGCUAAUCCUAUUCCUUACUCUUUACCAUAUCCAGAUCAUAUGUAUUGUCGCCAUCAUCGUGUUCAGAAUUGGAAUAAUACUGCAUCUCCAUCCUACAGAACUACAAAUCAACCUUUUGACCAGUUCUCUAUUGAUCAGGCUUACAUUACUAGUGAUGGCUUACUUCAGUCACGUGGACAUCCAACAUUUGGAUGCUCUUCGGGACCAGUUCAUAGAAUUACACCACAGCGACAUGCAAAUUCUCAUCCUGUUUUGAUCAAUACUAGUAGUCGAUUGAAUAGCGUGGAUACUCAAGGUAAUACAAUGAUUUGUGACGUUGCUGAUACCGCUGCAUUUAUGGAUUCUGUGGCUUCAGCAGUACGUAGAAGUAAUAAUCAUGGGACAAUAAAUGCAUUUGCUGAAGAGCUUGGCAUAGAUUUACCAUCCGCUCAUCCUUCAACCGGAACUCGUUUAUCGUCUUCACCUAGUUUAUCUGGAAUUUAUUCUUGUUAUACUGGAUCGAAUCGUAGCGAUAAUAUUCGACCUGUUGAUUUACAUGCUGUAGAUGAUGAUACUGAACUACCACCAGGAGUGGAUGAUGAUGAAGCUGAUGUCAAUCAAAUAGUUUCCGAAGUAGGCGGACAUCCUGUUUACGGCUAUUAUAUGAUUAGUUACGGCAAUGAAACCAACGGUCAUAAUUCACGUGUUUCCUUGACUAAUGCUUCUAACCCUACACUAAAUGAACAUCGUAUAAGUACAGGCUCUUUACGUGCCAGAACGAAUAUCCGCCACCUUAAUCAUAGAAUGAUAAAUCAAAGUAACGGUGAAUCAACAAAUGGUAUCCCUGGAUCUUACACUUCUAAUCGAACGUUGUCAGUUGGCAAUGUAAAUUUUCGGCAUACAAACUUAAAUGUUAUCCCAGGAACAGUAAGUCAGGAUAAUUGUUUAAGUCCAUCCGGAUCCACCGGUGUCAGUGACAUAGGUGUUUCUAAUAUAGGAUCAUCAGUAUCCAAUUCCAAUGUAGCGCCUCAUACUGUUCCUGGUUAUAUACCUGGUCCCGAUGAAUUCUAUACAAUCAAUGAUUCAGAUGACUUAGAAAUCAAUUGGCCACAAGAAACAGUCGCUGGAGUAAAUGGUUAACUUUUAAUUGUAUUAUAUCCUUCAAGAUGUUCAUCACUUAAUAUAGAAUUAUUGCUUAAUAAAUGAGUGGCCUCAUCUAGGAGCUGUUUUGCGUAUAUAUCUUUCCUCUUUUGGAAAUUGGUAUUUUUCUCGAUAAAAGAUCUAUGCUGUAACGGAUAAAUAUCUGUCGCAUUACAGUGACCUAAAACCCUAUGACCUCUGUUUACCGCCCCCCCCGCCACAUGUUUUACUCAUCAUUACAUUGCAGUGUAUUAAGUUGUCAGGUCUCAAAAUUCUCUGUAUCUAUGUUGCUUAUCAGAUUUGUUUUGUGACUAUUUGUUUAAUUCCUUUUCUUUUGCUUAAACAACAACAACAUCGAUAAUUUUGCCUUGUAUACAUACAUGUCAUACUCCUUAUCAAUGGCGCCAAAAAAACGGUUCAUUCAGAACAAUCUUGUACAUAUAAAUAGCUCGUCUUUUAACUUUUUUUUGUUUUGUUUUUAAAAACACAUAUAUGUAUAUUUUUGUGUUUUUUUUUAUUAACUACGUGUAUCUAUGUACACGUUAUUCUUUAUGUUUUUGACACAGUGUGUGUGGGGGGGGUAUAUUGGGAAAAACAUACCACUCUGCACAAUAAUAUUAUAAACUCAAAAUGUGUCUUUUAUUUCCUAUCUAACCAGAACUAUCUAUAUAUCUGUUGUUGUUAUUAUGACUUAUUAGUCUUAGUGUUUCUUGAAUUGGACUUUCUUAUCACACACACACACACACACACAUCAUCAUCAUGAAUUGAUGAAGAUUAAUUCAUCUUAUAUAUCUUACUCUUUACGAAAACAUUAUACAACUUUCCCGCUAUUGAAUUUUUCUUUUCAUUCUUUGAAAUUUUAUUCUUGUAACUAUUUCAUUACUUUUCUACUACUUUCUAUAUUCAAUUCAAUAUAAUCUCUACUAUUACUAAUUACUGUCAUUACUAUUAUUAUUAUUAUCAUCAGUAGUAGGGGUAGUAGUAUUAGUAGUAUACACAGUAACUGUAUAGUAAUGAUGGGACUAUAAUCUUUUUUUUAAUACCUUAUCUCAUUUCUUUUCAAUUUUCAGUCUUUGUAAAUAAUAUAUAUAUUCCUAUAUGUAUACGUUCAAUC
Molecule: messenger RNA, 3595 nt
Organism: Schistosoma rodhaini
Lineage: Eukaryota; Metazoa; Platyhelminthes; Trematoda; Strigeidida; Schistosomatidae
Source: the annotation of a GenBank genome assembly